Messenger RNA from Drosophila biarmipes, 2500 nucleotides. RefSeq lists its product as uncharacterized. The record is from RefSeq and is a predicted model, not a curated record. The transcript is spliced from 6 exons. NCBI's taxonomy places the organism in Eukaryota, Metazoa, Arthropoda, Insecta, Diptera, Drosophilidae. Gene Ontology annotation, biological process: long-chain fatty acid metabolic process; fatty-acyl-CoA biosynthetic process. Bases 896 to 2500 code for a protein of 534 amino acids. Gene Ontology annotation, molecular function: long-chain fatty acid-CoA ligase activity.
UGGCAAAUUGCAACUAAUAAGCAUCCCCAUUGCCGCAAAGCGAAAUGCAUGAAAUUAAAUCAUUUGGCCAGAAAAAGAAAGCCAAAAUAAACGUUGAGAGCAAAACACAAAAUGCGCAACAGUCGAAGAGGCGGAAAGAGGAAGGUUUUUUGGGUUGCCAUGGGAUGGGUUGCUUUUGGCCCCGGGUAGAGCAGACUUGGCUGCAAUGGCCAACGGCUCUUAACCGAUUUAAUCAUCAGCCUCGCUUCUCGCUCUUUCGGUGGCCGGAAGAAAUGGGAAGUGUUUCCCUCGCGGCGACCGUUGGAUUAUUUUGUAGAGCUUCCCCCCGGCUAUUUGGCACCUUUUUCCCGAUUCUGUUUCGGUUUCUGCAUUUGCAUUUGGCCAUAUCCGCCCAUGGCCAUGGCAUUGACAUUGGCCACCUCUCGCAUUUCUGGUCGUUUUGUGGUCGAUGGAGGGCAAUACGUCGCUAAUCCCACGGCUCAGUCGUUUAUCCCACGGAUACGGAGAGUGCAACAAGGCGCCCUUAGAUAAGGGUGAGUCCAAGACCCGGAAGGAAGAUAAAACCAGCAAUUUGUGAUGCUCGUUGCCAUUGACCGGCGAAUGGCGAAAAUUAAUCACCCUUAUCACGGCUAAGGACACCCUUCAAUUAAAGAACCCAACGCACGCUUUCAGAUAAGUUCCAAUAAAUAUAUGCAUAGAUGGCACUCGCGUGGUCAACUUUGGUCAAUGCCUUUUAUCUUUCAUUGAUACCUUGCACUUAGCCUAGGCCAUGCUUAUCGGGCCCCAGAUAAGCCCAUUUGGGGAUCCGCGUCUUUAUAAGUAGCCCUCCGAGCGGACAGACCCUCAGAUAGUGGCAGAUCUUUUGGGUGUGCAUUCUAACUUUACUGCAGCAAAAAUGUCCAAGCUACCGUGCAGCUACGAUGCGGAGAACAAGAUCUGGAAGGGAAUUCCGCAGAACAACCCCUUCAAGCCGGAGACCUCCCUGGGUCGCAUCAUCUUCAAGAACUUCAGGAACUGGCCCAAGAAUGUGUGCCAGAUUUCGGACACCGAGGGCGUGGAGGUCACCUUCGGACAGGCUCUCACCUGGUCCAUUCGCAUCGCCCAGCACCUGAAGAGCCGCGGACUGGACCACAAGGAUAUCAUCGGCAUCUCCGCCAGGAACACCACCUACGUUAUGCCCAUUGCCGUGGCCUGUUUCUUCCAUGGCACACCCUUCCAGUCGGCCAAUCCCAUCCUCGAGGAAUCCACCCUGAAGCACUUGUACACCAUCUCCAAGCCAAAGAUCAUCUUCACCGAUGCCGAUCACUACGACAAAUUGUACUCGGCCACCAGCGAGUUCAAGCCGGAGAUUAUUCUGACCACCGGAACUAGGGAUGGCAUCCUCAGCAUUCAGGAUCUGCUGCACCCAACCAAGACGGAGUUCUUCUACCAGCCCACCCCGCUGAAGGAAGGACCCAAGCAAACCGUGGCCAUCCUCACCUCAUCGGGAACCACUGGAAUGCCCAAGGCUGUGUGCAUCUCCAACGAUAUUCUCAGCCAGGAGACGGUCUUUGUCAACGCCUACGACACGAUCUUCAUUUCGGCCAGCUUGGACUGGAUCACCGGGCUGUGGGCCACCAUCUUCAGCACGGUGAACGGCUGCACCCGCAUCAUCAGCAGCAAGCCCUUCACCGCCGAGUACUUCGUGUACCUGGUGAGCAAGUACGGCAUCACGUACGCCCUGAUCCCGCCGGAGCACUGCUGCUCCCUGCUGGACUGCCCCACGGCCACGCCGGAGAAGCUGAGCAGCCUGACGAAGCUGAACUUCGGAGGCGGCCGCAUGACCCAGGCCACCGUGGAGCGGAUCAAGAAGCUGGCUCCCAAUGGAGUGCUCAACUCCUCCUACGGCAUGACCGAGGUGGGCUUCAUUGCGUUCAACCAUGGGCAUCUGAAGCUGACGGCAGCUGGCAACCCACUGCCCGGAAUUCAGGUGAAGAUCGUGGACGACGAUGGCAACAAACUGGGGGUCAACCAGACGGGCGAGAUCAUCGUGCAUAAUGGCUUCAACUGGAACGGAUACUUUGCCGACCCGGUGGCCACCAAGGAGAUGCAGGACGAGGAGGGCUGGUUCCACACCGGCGACAUGGGCUACUUCGACGAGGACGACUACCUGUACAUGACGGACCGCAAGAAGGAGGUGCUCAAGUGGAAGGGUCUGCAGAUGUGGCCCGCCGAGGUGGAGGCCGUGAUCGACGAGCUGCCCGAGGUGAAGCGGGUGUGCGUGAUCGGUGUGUACGACGAGACCCAGGGUGAUGUGCCCGGAGCCCUGGUGGUGCGGGAGGAUAACGCCACCCUGACCGCCCAGCAGGUGAUCGACCACGUGGCCAAGCGGCUGCCCGACAUCCAGAAGCAGUUGCGCGCCGGCGUCCAGUUCGCGGACGAGAUUCCCCAGAACCACAACGGCAAGGCCGUCCGCCGAUACGCCCGCGAUCUCUUCGUUGCCCUGUCCAAGAAGAACUGA